Molecule: messenger RNA, 367 nt
Organism: Meira miltonrushii
Lineage: Eukaryota; Fungi; Basidiomycota; Exobasidiomycetes; Exobasidiales; Brachybasidiaceae
Exons: 2
Coding region: 56-310 (84 amino acids)
Biological process (GO): vacuole fusion, non-autophagic
Molecular function (GO): endopeptidase inhibitor activity
Source: RefSeq, a predicted model, not a curated record
GUUGGUUUAUCUUUUGGAUCAUAACCAUUCACAUCAAUACAACACAAUAAUCAACAUGAGCUCUAACAAAUCAUACAUCGUCAUCUUUAAAGAUGAUGCUCCUUCAUCAAAGAUCGAUGAAGAGAUUAAAAAGGUCACCGAUGCAGGAGGCAAAAUUACUCAACGUUAUGAUUCUUCAAUCAUGAAAGGUUUCGCUGCUCAAAUGCCAGAAAAUUUGGUUCAAAGCUAUACCAGCUUAACCGCAGGUAGCAAACACGAUUACCUCUCUUACAUCGAACCAGAUCAACAAGUUCACACAAUGCAAAAGUAAGGUUUGACUUACUCUCUAUAUAUAUAUAUGUCUGUAUUCAAUUUGUACAAUGAUUAC